Hydractinia symbiolongicarpus is the source of this 1228-nucleotide messenger RNA. Its product is annotated as carbohydrate sulfotransferase 11-like. Bases 60 to 1112 code for a protein of 350 amino acids. The record is from RefSeq and is a predicted model, not a curated record. Gene Ontology annotation, biological process: carbohydrate biosynthetic process. Lineage: Eukaryota; Metazoa; Cnidaria; Hydrozoa; Anthoathecata; Hydractiniidae. The transcript is spliced from 4 exons. Gene Ontology annotation, cellular component: membrane. Gene Ontology annotation, molecular function: sulfotransferase activity.
UAAUAGUAAAAAUUAAAUGCUUCGAUGUGGAAUGGCUACUAGAAGUCUGAUAUUCAGUUAUGCGGUUGGUAGACAUACGCAGUUUCUCACUGGUCGCAUUCGCGUUGUUAAUUGGAUGGGAGUUCUGGAAAGCUGUUAGUAUAAAUGAACCUGAUCAAGAUGAAGUAGAGCACGAAAUGAAGCAACUGAGACACUUCGACGAUUACUCGCUUAUAAACGAACACUUGCUAACAACCUAUCCGCAAGAUAUCGAGUUUGCUGCCAUACAAAGAAUACGUAAACAGGUGGUUUCAAGUCAUUGCCAUAAGCGUAAAAAAAGCGAGAUCUUUCCACUUGGUUCCAACUUAAAGAAAGGAAUAAAUUCAAAUGCUUUUCGUAACAUACUGGUGAGUGAUAAACACCAACUUCUUUAUUGCGUCACACCGAAAAUAGCUUGCACGAAUUGGAAACGCGUGCUCCUCAUUUUGGAUGGAUACUUCAAAAAACCCGACGAAAUCGGAUCAUCACUAGCGCAUAACUUUAGUACGGGAUACUUUCGGAAACUGAGUGACUAUUCGCCAGACGAAAUAAACUUACGGCUGACGACUUACUAUAAAUUUCUAUUCGCACGACAUCCAUAUGAGAGAUUAACAUCGGCCUUUAGAAAUAAAUUCAUUGAAGCGAAAUACAAGACGUUUAAAAUAAUAUUCGGUAAAUACAUCAUGCGAAAAUAUCGGGACCCAAAAAAUUUAACUCAAGAUAAACGCUACCACGAAGGAGAGGGAGUGACCUUUCAAGAAUUCGUGAAAUUCAUCAUCGACUCUCCGCUGGAAAACCAAGACUUUUGGAAUGAACAUUGGGAAAGAAUAGAUCGACUCUGUUUACCAUGUUUGAUUCAGUAUGAUUUCGUUGGAAAGUUUGAAUCAAUGAAGCAAGACGCGGACUAUUUGCUACGAACUUUAGAUGUAUCUGAUCAGGUUACGUUUCCAGGAAACCGGCCGUCCAAUGCUGAUGUUUUGAUGAAAGAAUAUUUUAAAAGUGUGUCAAAAGAAAUGAAAGACAAACUGUAUGAUUUGUAUAAGCACGACUUUCUCAUGUUUAACUACAAACGACCGACAUUUGAAGACACGUGACCUUUAGUUAGGCUUUAGAUUUUUUAUGCAAAAAUUGUUUGAUUUGAUAGCAUGUAUAUAUAUGUAUAUAUUUGGUCAAGUCCUUGUGUAAUGUGUAAAUACAAAUAUAUUUUUUA